Molecule: messenger RNA, 3181 nt
Organism: Carassius auratus (goldfish)
Lineage: Eukaryota; Metazoa; Chordata; Actinopteri; Cypriniformes; Cyprinidae
Product: retinol dehydrogenase 7-like
Exons: 6
Coding region: 1398-2432 (344 amino acids)
Biological process (GO): steroid metabolic process
Cellular component (GO): intracellular membrane-bounded organelle
Molecular function (GO): oxidoreductase activity
Source: RefSeq, a predicted model, not a curated record
UGUUUUAUGGUUAGUGAUGUUGAAAAUCUUUCUGUUAUAUGGAAACAUGACACUGCACUACUGAAUAAAGCAGUGUUUCCCAAACUUUUUUUUAGCCUUGGCACAGUUUACAUCAACACACCAAUCACUGAGAUAUAUACAUGGAUAUAUAUAAUCUAAUAUACUUAAAUCUAAUAUAUUUACAAUCCAAUACCAUACAGGAUACUGUGUAAUCUAAUAUACUUACUAACAUUACAUUUAAUUUAUGUAUUAGCAGUCAUAAAUCUUUUUUAAAUCUAUAUAUGGUCAUUAACAUUUUGACAACAGUGUUUAAUUUAAAUUGUUUACAUUUUCAGUUGUUGAGUAGAAUCAGCUAAAACAUGAGAUCAUUAUGAAAAAGAUUCUAAUGUAUUACAAUCAUUAUUCAUCUGAGAAAUGUUUGUGUUCAACAGAAAAUCAUGCCGACAUGCAACGGAUAACAAUUAGGCCUAUAUGCAGGAAAAAGCUGAUCAUAACUUUGCUAAUAAUCUGGCAUGACAUUUGUUUAGGCAGCCAAAACAGAGACUAUGAAUGUGUCUCUUGUCAAAUGUCUGAGAUUUAGCAGCCCUAAAUAAUCUCAAUUUGUUUACUAUAAUAACCAAAUACUUGAUUUUCAUGCUUGCCAUUGAAAAAGUUCUCUUGGUAUUGCAGAUGAUGUUUCAAUUCUAAACAAACAUGCGUGUUGUUUACCGUCACUUAUUAAUCUAUGAUGGAUCGUCAUGUUUGCUUUUAGAGUUCAUCAAAAGCGAGAAAGCAGCCUACAGUUUUACUGUUUAAUCACAAUGUCAAUAUAAUAAAUAAACCCUUGUCAAUUGUUCAUUUUCCCUAGUGACUUAGUAGCCUUCUGUAGACUAAUUACUCUGUCAGCUUUGUAAAGUGUUUGUGAUCAUGAAAUUAAAAUAACCAUAAAUCAGUGCUUUUGCUAUAUAAAACAUAAUAACAGGGAAAAUAAAAUGGGAACAUCUGACUGACGAUCAGUUGAAGCAGUGUGAAAGAGUGGUUCAGUGGUUAAUGGUCUGAUCUAACAAAACCGAAUCAUUUUCAACACUCAGAUCAAAAGAAUCAGUUUAGAACGGACUGACUCCAGAAGGCUGGCUCUCUAGGGCCUGCUAGUGUUGAAUUUUAGUUUGCACUCAAGAGAAGGGAAGAGGAAACAAGGUGUUCAGCUGAAAGUAAUCGUUUGUUAAAGACUUCUUUAAGAGAUCUACACUAAAGCAAUCUGAAUCUUAUUUGUUUAGUUUAAGCUUGUAAAUGAAGCACAGAGACAGUGAAACAGCAAAGCUAAAAAGGGGGGUGAUCCGAGAGACGUCCAACCAGCAAUUUUACAUGCAACGUUCCUCAACCUGAGCUCAUGGACUGUUGAGAACUCAUAAUUCAAAAUGAAGCAAGUGUUUUUCAGCAUGACUGUCCUGCUCAUUUCCUACAACUGUUUGAGCGAACACAUUUACACAUAUUUCGGUCUGGUCAUCUGCUUCAUGCUCUGGGCUAAAACCAUAUUCCACACAGAAAAUGGCUUGUCCGAUGGAUUUGGCCGGGCAGUGUUGAUUACAGGUUGUGAUAGUGGAUUUGGACAUCACCUUGCAAAGAAACUGGACCACAUGGGCUUCACUGUGUUUGCCGGAUGUUUAUAUCCUGAAGGUCCUGGGGCUCAGAGUCUGGUUGAAGAAGGCUCUGACCGUGUGAAGGUGCUCAAGCUGGAUGUGACCAAAGAUGAAGAUGUCUGCUUGGCCAAGAAUUUUGUGCAAGCAAAUUUGCCAGAGAAGGGUCUCUACGCUGUGGUGAAUAAUGCUGGAAUCAGUGACUGGGGAGAGACCGAGUGGAGCACUGCCAAGGACUUCCAGAACAUGGCUGAUGUUAACCUCUUUGGUGCCAUCAGAGUAACCAUCCCAUUCUUGUCACUCAUUAGAGCAUCCAAAGGUCGUAUGUUAUAUGUGUCAAGCAUCUUAUCUUUCUUCAACUGUCUGAACAUGGGAGCAUACAGUGUGUCCAAGCGGGGACUGGAGGCAUUUGCAGACUGCUUGAGAGUAGAGAUGGCCAGUUUCGGGGUUAAGGUCAGUAUUAUUCAGCCUGGAAAUUUUGGCAUAGCCACAAAGAUUCUGCACAAGAAAACCCCACAAGACGUAUGGGAUGAAUUUGAUGAUGCACGUAAACUAACAUUCAACCAGAAAUACAUUGAGAUGGCAUGUGAAUAUUUUAAUUCAUUGUGCACUUCCGGAUUUAAAGAUUGCUCUAUGGUUAUCAAUGCCAUGUUACAUGCUCUCACUGCUCCCAAACCUCAAACCCGAUACCUGCUUGUUUCCUGGAGAGAAAUGUUUUUUUUCUACAUAUGCCCUUUUCUCCCAACUUUUAUUACUGAUUCUGUGUUUCAUGCAAGUUCCAUGUAUCGCAAGCGUAAAGAAAUGCUUUACUUAUAAUUAGUUUAUUCAUAAUCAGAACAAGAAAGCUUGCUUUACAUAGAUGACUCAAGUCCUAAGUGUUGCUGUAAGACAGAUGUAACUCUAACAUGAGACAUGUUGCAAAGUUUUUCUGGACAACUGUACACAAACAUAUGUUCUAAAACAUACUUUACCAUAAAUGUGUGUUAUUUACUCCUUUCACUUUGCUCUCUGAGUAAAAACAUAAUAAACUGUCAUAAUUAAUCUUGCUGAAGGAUGUAUCAUAGGCAACAUUAAAAGUGCUUAAAAGGUCAAGAAAGUUCUUUCAAUUCAUCCCCUUUUUAAUUGGACACAUGAGGUGUCCUGAGCUGUGACUGUUUUUGUAUGUAUGUUUGUUAACUUCAUACGAGUUGAGAAACUAUAUGGAAUAUUUGUGCAUUUACAAAUGCAUUCAAAACGCCACAGGACCGUUGAAACUAUUGAAGGUGAAAGGUUGAAAGAAAAAAUGUGACCAGUUAAUCUUAAAGGGGUCAUGAAUGGCAUUUUCUUAAUCAUUUUAUAAUGUUAUCUGAGGUACACUUAUAAAGUUAGUGUGCUCAAAAAUGCAUCUUAAUUUAGCAGUAACUGGCUAUUUUCUAUUUUCCUGUUUUUGAGCCUCUCUGCAGAACGGUCUGUUUUUAUAGGCCGGGCGCAUUCAAGACUCACAAGUAAAGACCCACUGCUGUGAUUGGCCAACAGUUUUGCUCAUAAGAAAAAACAGAUGGACACUGCUGUGAUGUACACUGAAA